Molecule: messenger RNA, 2015 nt
Organism: Bombus impatiens (common eastern bumble bee)
Lineage: Eukaryota; Metazoa; Arthropoda; Insecta; Hymenoptera; Apidae
Gene: Shc
Product: SHC-transforming protein 1
Exons: 11
Coding region: 285-1616 (443 amino acids)
Biological process (GO): intracellular signal transduction; cell surface receptor protein tyrosine kinase signaling pathway
Cellular component (GO): plasma membrane
Molecular function (GO): receptor tyrosine kinase binding
Source: RefSeq, a predicted model, not a curated record
CAAAGCAUACUGGUUCAGUCGGUGAUAAAGGGAACAUAAUAAAUUGUCGAUAAUUUUUGUUUGGCAUUUAUGGAAUUUUCUACAAGAUAAUAAAUGUGUCUCCUAACUUGGGUGUAGCAGAAAAUGCAGACCAAUACGAAUUUAUUAUAGUACUACAUUUUAUAUAGUGACCGAAAAAAAUUUCUAUGAAAUGAUUAGUGUACCAAAUGAGUAUAAUUGUAUCGUAGACGUGUGAUUCCAGUAACCGUCUGCGAGUUGUAUACUUAUGUGCGUAGAAUUUAGAAAUGGCAACUGGAGGUAGUAGUUUUAUAAGUAAACCAGCCAGAGGAUGGUUACACCCUGAUCAUUUAGUGAGCAAAGAAGGAAUUACCUAUACUGUUAAAUAUAUAGGAUGUCUUGAAGUAUACACAUCUAUGAAAAGCUUAGAUUUUGAAACAAGAUCAUGUGUUGCCAAAGAAUGUAUAAACAGAGUUUGUGAGGCAGCUGGUUUAAAAUCUGCAGAUAAAAAGAGAAGGGUGGAUAGGAAAGUGUUAAGAGCAAUAGCAGAUAAACCUCGCAUGGAGCAUACAGGUGCUACGAUAAAUUUAACUAUUAGUAGCUGUAGCUUAGCUUUGACUAACAUAGAGACUGGACAUACUAUUGCCAAACAUGAAAUGCCACGUAUAUCUUUUGCUUCAGGUGGAGAUACGGAAAUAUUAGACUUUGUAGCAUAUGUUGCUAAAAAUAUGCAAGAAUGGCGUGCUUGUUAUGUAUUAGAGUGUGGAGGAGGACUUGCACAAGAUGUCAUAUCUACUAUUGGACAAGCUUUUGAAUUACGAUUUAAAGAAUUUCUUACAAAACCAGCUUCAUUACACCCUAUGUUAAAUGGCAUGCGAGAAGCAGAUAGAGAUUAUUAUAAUGAUCUACCAGGGAAAGUACCACCUGAUAUUGGCCCUCCACCAGUUCCACCAUUACCAAUUUCGGCAUCAACACUACCUAAUUUAAAACAUCAUCAUUCUACUCAAAAUCAUGUGUCACGUAGCAAUGUACAAAAUUCUGCUUUACAUGACACAUUUUCCAUAAAUUCUGAUAGACAUCAUCAACAAUGGGCAGAAAGUGAUAACUUAAUUGACUUGAAUUCUGAUGGAACAUCAACGAAUUUCAAUAUUCCUCCUGAACAUAACUAUGUAAAUGACAGUGUCAUAGCAGCUACAAGAGAAAGUCAUCGUGACCAAACAUCACUUUUUGAUGUGUUUGAUAUGCAGCCAUUUAGUUCUGCAAUAUCAGAUUUGAAUAGAUUAAGCCCCCAUUCUCAAAAGCAACAAUUAAAACAAGAGAUAUGGUUCCAUGGUAGUGUUAGUCGUGCUGAAGCAGAAUCAAUGUUAACGAGGGAUGGUGACUUUUUGGUUCGAGAAUCUCAAGGCUCGCCUGGACAAUAUGUCCUUACUGGUAUGAACAAUGGUACUCCUAAACAUUUACUGUUAAUUGAUCCAGAAGGCGUAGUUCGCACAAAAGACCGCGUUUUCGAUAGCGUUAGCCAUUUAGUAAAUCAUCAUUGUGACAAUGUGUUACCAAUUAUAUCAGCAGACAGUGUUUUAGUACUUCGGUAUCCAAUCCCCAGACGUGCAAAUAAUUGAUUUUUGCAAACUUAUAAUAGUGCACAAAGUAACGAAUGAGAUUCACAUUUGGUAUCGAUCAAUCUCACUAGUAUUUACUAAAAAAAUUCGAUACUGAAUAUGCUUUUCAUAGCAAAAAUUUCAUGCCAUGAAUACUUUUCUUUGAAAGAGGAGAGGGUUUAUCCUAAUUUUACGUUCUAUUCUUAUCAAAAGAAAGACUUAAUAUUUCACGAAAUAUAAUCCUAUAAUUAUUAGUAAUAUCACCGUGCAGAGAGGUGUUGAAUCAUACUCAAAAUUAAAGAAGUUAUUAUUAGAUGUUAAAUUAUGAUGAUUAGUGUGUAAAAGAUUUUAUCAAAGUAUUUUUAUGUAUCAAUUUUUUUGUAAAAAGAGGUAUAUGUAUAAAAAAUGGUAGUAUUUACA